This is a messenger RNA of Sardina pilchardus (European sardine), 1309 nucleotides long. Its product is annotated as XK-related protein 8-like. Gene Ontology annotation, cellular component: plasma membrane. The transcript is spliced from 3 exons. Gene Ontology annotation, biological process: engulfment of apoptotic cell; phosphatidylserine exposure on apoptotic cell surface; apoptotic process involved in development. NCBI's taxonomy places the organism in Eukaryota, Metazoa, Chordata, Actinopteri, Clupeiformes, Clupeidae. Bases 20 to 1309 code for a protein of 429 amino acids. The record is from RefSeq and is a predicted model, not a curated record.
UUUUUUGCAACCUUUCAGUAUGCCCACCACCCCCAGAAAUUGCAAUAACACUCGAGGAAAAAUGGAAUUUUUUUUAGAAAUUUUGUCGGACAUAGUACGUUUUCUAUUCUUCCUCUUAGACGUGGUACUUGACAUUUGGGCAGUUGUGACUUUUUAUCAGGAGGAGGCAUACAUCAGUAUGGGAGUGCUAAUCUUCGUGUUGGUGGGAUCGUCUGUGUUGGUGCAGGCAUUCAGCUGGCUUUGGUAUAACUAUGACUCUAAACUUCUUUCUGAAGAGUUUGAAUUCCUGAAAAAGUACAGAAAUAGAGGACUACUUGGUGUACUUCAUGUGUGCCAACUGGGAGUCUUCCUCAGGUUUGCAAGCAUGAUGGAGAUCUCUCUGCGUAACAGAAAUCUCUCAUCGAAAGAUGGACAGAAGGAGGGCAUCGUUGUCUUCCUGAGCAAUGACCUCAGAUUGCUGCGCCUCAUCGAGACGUUCUCCGAGAGCGCUCCACAACUGACACUAAUGAUGACCAUCAUCGUGCAAAGAGAGGAAGUGGAAUGGGUCACAGGUCUGAAGACGUUGGGUUCCUUCGCUGCAAUUAUCUCCAGUGUGGUCAUGUACCACCGCGCCACGUUCAAGGCUAAGGUCAAGGUCAAGAUGACCUGGAUGCCAUCUCUAGUGUACUUCCUGUGGAACUUCCUCCUGAUCGCCCCGCGUCUGGCAGCAGUGGCCCUCGCUGCCUCCACCCUGCCGUACGGCAUGAUUGCAGUUCACUUCCUCCUCCUGUGGAUCACAUUUUUCCUAUGGGCCUGGUGGCAGAAAACAGACUUCAUGGACACCAAAACGGGGGAAUGGCUCUAUCGGGGCACUGUCGCUCUCAUUUGGUACUUCUGCUGGUUCAACGUGUCCCAUUACGACUGCAGGGGAAGGGGUUUCAUGUAUCGUUUCAUCAUAGCAGUGGACAGUGCCAUCCUUCUGGGGCUGUGGUGGUGGGACUGUGCUCAGGCUUCAGUGUUUGGCAUAUCAGCAUGGGUUGUGUUAGUUUGUGUGGGUUCAUCCUAUAUAGUAGGAAUAAUAGUAAAUGUUCUAUAUGACAAAUUAUGCCAUCCAAAGAGGUCAGCCGCUAAAGACAAGUCAGACACAGACGAUUCAGAAAAUAUCCUGGCGCCACAAAAGGCCUGUCUUGGGGGAGAGACGCCAAGUAUGGACGAGGCGGGUAUGGACGAGGCGGGUAUUGGCCCAAUUAAGGCGCCAUCACCUCCACCUCCACCGAAGUCUUUGACUGGGGCUCAGAAGAGAAUGCAGAGGUUGGCUGAUAUUUUUUAG